Messenger RNA from Chanos chanos (milkfish), 3473 nucleotides. It is a transcript of the gene ythdc2, whose product is annotated as YTH domain containing 2. Gene Ontology annotation, cellular component: intracellular anatomical structure. The coding region runs from base 16 to 3408 and encodes 1130 amino acids. Gene Ontology annotation, molecular function: protein binding; RNA binding; helicase activity. The transcript has 26 exons. Lineage: Eukaryota; Metazoa; Chordata; Actinopteri; Gonorynchiformes; Chanidae. The record is from RefSeq and is a predicted model, not a curated record.
UUACUGCGAACUCUGAUGGCAGGAGAUGCCACCCUCUCAACCGUGACUCACGUUAUUGUGGAUGAGGUUCAUGAGCGGGAUGGCUUGACCGAUUUCCUUCUAACCAAAAUGAAGGACGUGCUCCAGAAGAUGCCCAACCUGAAGCUCAUCCUGUCUAGCGCGGCCCUGGACGUGGAUCUGUUUAUCCGAUACUUUGGCACAUGUCCCAUUAUUUACAUCAAAGGGCGGCCAUUUGAAGUCAAACAGCUUUUCUUGGAGGAUAUUUUACGGACCACUGGAUACACAAACAAAGACAUGAUCAAAUACAAACGGGAGAUGCAGAAAGAGGAGAAGCAGCAGGUCUCUCUGAAUGAGUGGUGUGAAGCAGGAGAGGGGAGCUUGGCCAAGCAGGAGGCACACAGGGAGAGGAGCACAGCCUCCUGUAUCCUCCAGGAGAACGACCUGCUGGAUGACGGAGGUGACAGUGCCUUCAGCCAGCUGAGUGAAAAAGACGCAUCGUCACUGGAGCCGUGGCUACUGAGGGAGAUGGACGGCUGUAUCUCUGACAUCUUCCUCAACCAGGACGCUGAAGCUUUCAUACAACUCUUCAACCUCAUGCUAAAUGAAAAUAUCAGUGUGGAUUACAGGCACAGUGAGACGAGUGCCACGCCUCUGAUGGUGGCAGCUGGGCGGGGCUUCCUCAGUCAGAUGGAGCAGCUCCUGAGUAUGGGGGCAGACGUUAACCUGAAAGCCUCCAACGGCUGGACUGCACUGGACUGGGCAAAACAUUUCAAUCAGAGUGAAGCUGUGGAUCUCCUGGAAUCCUACAUUUCCUCCCUGGAGGCGGGUAAGCUGGACGAGUGGUCUCUGGUACAGACAGCGAGCGCGGAGCUGAGCGCUGAAGACCAGGAGCUGCUGAAGGUUUACCACCACAGCUUUGAUGAUGAGAAGGUCGACUUGAACCUUAUCAUGCACCUCCUCUUCAACAUCUGCCAGAGCUCAGAGGAUGGCGCCGUUUUGAUCUUUUUACCGGGGUAUGACGAGAUUGUCGCUCUGCGUGAUCGAAUUCUUUAUGACGACAAAAGAUUUGCAGACCAGCCGCACAGAUAUCAGGUCUUCACACUCCAUUCCAAUAUGCAGACGUCAGAUCAGAAAAAGGUUCUGAGAAACGUGCCCAUUGGUGUUCGUAAACUGAUUCUCUCCACUAACAUCGCUGAGACGAGCAUCACUGUGAAUGACGUGGUUUUUGUCAUUGAUUCUGGCAAAGUGAAAGAGAAAUCCUUUGACGCUCUGAAUCAUGUGACUAUGCUGAAAAUGGUUUGGAUAUCGAAAGCCAGCGCCCUCCAGAGGAAGGGAAGAGCUGGACGUUGCAGACCAGGGGUCUGUUUCCACCUCUUCAGUCGGCUCAGAUACAACAACAUGCUGGAACACCAGGUCCCUCAGCUGCUGAGAAUGCCUCUACAUGAGCUGUGUUUACACACUAAGCUGCUGGCUCCAGUCUCCUGUCCUAUUGCUGAGUUCCUGUCCAAAGCCCCAGAGCCUCCUCACAUGCUGACGGUGAAGAACGCAGUGCAGAUGCUGAAGACCAUUGAUGCCAUGGAUCCGUGGGAGGACCUGACGGAGUUGGGGUACCACUUGGCCGACCUGCCCGUGGAGCCCCACUUGGGCAAGAUGGUUCUGUGUGGCGUGGUCCUAAAAUGCCUGGACCCCAUCCUGACCAUCGCCUGUACCCUGGCCCACCGCGACCCCUUCGUCCUGCCCGCGCAGGCCUCGCAGAAACGCGCCGCCAUGCUCUGCCGCAAACGCUUCACCGCGGGCACCUUCAGUGACCACAUGGCCUUGCUCCGUGCGUUCCAGGCGUGGCAGAAGGCCCGUUCUGAAGGCUGGGAGAGGUCUUUCUGUGAGAAGAACUUCCUGUCGCAGGCCGGUAUGGAGAUGAUUAUCGGCAUGAGGACACAGCUGCUGGGUCAGCUCCGAGCCAUCGGUUUUGUGCGGGCACGGGGUGGCGGAGACAUCCGGGACGUGAACCUGAAUUCGGAGAACUGGGCGGUGGUGAAAGCCGCCCUGGUGGCGGGAAUGUAUCCGAACCUCCUCCACGUGGACCGGGACAACCUGACCCUGCAGGGAGCCAAAGAGAAAAGGGUCCGGUUCCACCCCACAUCUGUCCUCAGCCAGCAACAGUAUAAGAAGAUCCCUCCAGCAAAUGGCCAGGCGGCAGCUGUGCAAGCCCUGCCCACGGAUUGGCUGAUUUAUGACGAGAUGACGAGAGCUCACAGGAUUGCCAGUGUGAGGUGUUGCUCUGUGGUCACUCCGCUGACGGUCGCUGUGUUCGCAGGCUGUGCUAAACUUCCCAGCUCUGCUUUCCAGGAGCCCACGGUCCAGAGAGAUGACACAGUGAACGAGAGCAGUGACAGCGAGGUGGAGGAUCGCUCCACGUCUCACCUGGCUCAGAUCAAACUUGACGACUGGCUCAACUUCAAACUAGAUGCAGAGACGGCAGGUCUGGUGUUUCAGUUAAGACAGAGAUGGCAGGGUCUUUUCCUGCGGCGGAUCCGUUCUCCGUCUAAGCCCUGGUCUCAGCUGGAUGAGUCCACUGUCUGGGCUCUGGUGUCAGCUCUGUCUGCGGAGGAGCAGUCCGCCGGCCUCCAGCAGCCCACCGGCAUCGGUCAGAGACCCAGACCCAUGUCCUCGGAUGAACCCCCGCAAACCUCCUCCUCCUCCUCCUGGAGGUCCUCUAACAGCCGCAGGGGUACGGAGGAGCAAGGGCAAGGCAGUGACCCCACCGUGACUGACAGGUUAUUGCUUAAAGAGUCCUCUCCGGCCCCGGGUCAAUCCAAAGGUCACAGAGAGAAGGGGGCGUUGCACUCCAAACGCCCCGGCGAUGAUCAUUUGUCCAUAAAACCCACCGAAAAUCCCAGCCCCAGCAGCCCCUGUGCUAGCCCCUCCUCCAACUCCUCUGGAAAGUGCUCUAAGUCUCCGUCCCCGCGGCCCAGCACCCCCGUCCGCUACUUCAUCAUGAAGAGCAGUAACCUGCGUAACAUUGAGCUGUCUCAGCAGAGAGGCAUCUGGUCCACCACGCCUUCCAACGAGCACAAACUCAACAAGGCCUUCCAGAAAAGCCGCCUGGUCUUCCUCAUCUUCUCCGUACAGGGCUCCGGACACUUCCAGGGUUAUGCCAGGAUGACGUCUGAGAUCGGGUCAGAACGCUGUCAGGACUGGGGUUCUCCUGGGCUUGGUGGAGUCUUCAACGUGGAGUGGAUCCGUAGGGAGAGUCUCCCCUUCCAGUUCUCGCACCAGCUCCUCAAUCCAUGGAAUGACAACAAGAAAGUACAGAUCAGCAGAGACGGACAGGAGUUGGAGCCCCAGACCGGAGGGCAGCUGCUCCAGCUGUGGGAACGUAUCCCAGGCAAACAGCAGGCUGAGCUGUGAAUGGUGAUGGUACCUGUGUGAUGGGGCCUCUGAUAACCAAAGCCACCUCUGCAGACAGCAACAUC